GUUUAUUGUUCCGCAACAAGAGCAUCAAGCUGCGACAUACGCUCACCGGCCUGCUCUUUGUCUCAGUUGUCUCUUCUUGUUACUUUUUUCUUCGCUGACUAAUGUAAGAAAUAAAAAUGUAUAGUGGCUGGGUUUGGGAGUCCGGGGGGCGCAAGAAUAAGGGUGGAAUGUCCGCCCCGGAGCCGAAAGCGGCGCCCGCGUACAGGCGCAUUAAACUGAAUACCAGCCAGAUUCGCUUCACGCAGCAGACCAUCAGUCGGGAUUUUACGGACAAAAAAUUCGGCCCAAUUCAAAACCUGAUCGACAAGCUGAAGAGCGCGAGCCCGAAGGAUCCGGACACGGUUUUGAAGGGCAACAUUCUGGAAGUGGCACGGCACCCAUCUGCGGCACCCGGAUCCGAACCCGUCUACUAUGCGCUCACAAAUAGGCGCGCCCUGGCCUACAUCGUGGCCCGGCCCGGGGAGGAGGUCAACGCGAAGGAGCUGGUGGACGAGCACAAGCUGCAGCACGAAUUUCAGUUCCGCUUUUCCAGCGUGAGUUAUUGCGAGGAAAAACGUCCCCGCCCCGUAGUCAAGUUGGGAAAUCUGCAAGACAAAUGAAGAAGCUUUGGCUGUUGCACAUGAGUAAUUUGGGCUCGUCGUAGUAUCGUCGUGUUUAGCUAGUGCAGCAGCGUUACAGAUCCAGCUUAUCAUUCUGAUUUGAGCAUAACAAAGCUCAGGGCACCACUAUCAACAUGAGGCUCCGCAUGAGAAACAUUCUCAGCGUCCAAAUUUGCAUAUACAGCAUGCAGCAUGGCAAACAUGUCUGGGUCUGGAAACCUGUGAUGCAAGGAAGGGAGUAGUGAGAAAACUGUAAUGCGCUUCCAAGCAUGACACGCUUCUGAGUUCGUUGCGUACUUCGCAUGAGAAACUGCGUUUUUCCAUGACCAGCAAGAGGGGCUCUUCGCGGCCACGCAAUACCAACUUCGGAGUCAUGCCAGAAUAGCAUGUGCAUGACAAAUGUCGCAAUCUCCCAGACCUACACAUUUUUGCAUUUGGUGAUGGGGUGGAGACGUUUUUACACGGGAUAUGAGUGAUGGGCUGUUCAUAACCCUGACGGACAAGGGCCACAAGACCAACCUGCAGCAGCGGUUUGGAAAUACGAGCGUCUACGAGAGAUUUGUGCCGUUGCACCCGUACGACGGCCCGGCGGUGAGCGAUAAAAUUGGCGACCUGGUAAAGCGAUAUCAUCUCGUUGAUUUCAGUCUGACGCAGCACCUCCCGGGGAAAAAUUUUGACACUUUUUGCGUGCAAAGACCGACGCUGCCGGGGCCCGCUGCUAAGCACUCGCAGGAGUUGCCGGGCGGACAGGUGGGAGACCUUGUGGCGCACAUAGUCGGCCGCACUGAGCAGGAGGUAAGCGCUUGCGGCAGUUUGCUCUACGAGGCGUAUUCGCGGCGCCGAAUGGAAGCCGGCCCGUCUCGGGCCGCGGCGCUCGUAGACGCCCUGCGUCCGGAGCAUGUCGGGGGAGUGCAGCCUCUGACCCUCGCGACCGUCGCGGCUUUGUCCGCCGAACCGGAACACAGCACGACUGGUGUGGCGGCUUCGCUUUUUUCGUCGACCCGCGCGACUGGCUCACAUGGUAGAAACGGUUUUCUUGGUGAGGACAUCGACGCAUCGUGUUCAGGGACUGAAGCAGGCACAAAGCGGCGAAGGCUCAGCCUCACUACAGCAUCACACCAGGUGGGCAACAGCCGCCGAACAUCACCGACCUCAUGUGAUAGAGUUCUCCCGUUUCCGUACAUCGCGCCGGGGCUUCACGGGAUGCGUCCACCGCAGCGGACCACUUCGACAAGCGCGCAGCAAUACGUACCUCGGAAUGCGCUUCCAAAAAAAAAUUGGAAAGUAGCGCGGACCGGGGUGGUGAUGCGUUCGAGCAAGUGCCUGUCCUCUAAGCAGUUAGGAGUGCUCGCCGAAGGGCAAACCGUCGAGCAAAUGGGUCCUGUCGAGUUCGAGUUCGGCGAGUUCGAGUCCGGCUGCGACGGCUUCGUCAAACGCAUGCCCAUUCGCUUGCCAGCAAACCGACUGCCUGUAGGCUGUGGAAGUAGCACCGCAAAACCGCCGACGUGGACAGUUUUUGGCGAGCUAGCCGCCGCGGAAGCGGAGAUCUUAUGGGAGGAGCUAGAAAAGGAACACGUCCCAGCAACGCGAAAACUGGUGGAGGUGAAAACAUUUUUGAAGAACCGCGAACAAAACGAAGAUGCACGCGUCGCCGAGGGCGGCAAGAUCGGCGAUGCGCUUGUGCGGAGGUUUGCAAGGAUUGUGGGAGAGAGGAGCGCCAAAACCAUUCUGGACUGGUAGACACUCUUUAUGGGGCGCUGUUGUUUGUCUUUCUGUUGUUCUAGCCAGUGUAGCACUCGCAUGCAGAAACGUACACAGUCUGUUUAUUCAUGCAAGAGCAUUUUAUAAUGAUGGGGCUCACUAGCAAGCGACAGUGGAUGCUUCUAAUUUUUUACAGGUGUCUGCACUUGGUCCGAGACAUACGGCAGGCAAGCAAAGAAAUGGAGCCAGGCCCAUUGUCGGAGGGAAAGAGCGGGAAGCGGGGCGAACCUCUUCUGCCGCACACGCUAGGCUGGGUAUAGUUCCCAUACUUGCUUAUCAUGCCCCGUUUUCUUUGUGGUCAAUACAUAGCUCAGAGGUGCUUGUCAGUUACGCAGCAAGAAGCAAUAGUGCCUCCAGGUACCGUAUGCAGUGCAUGAAACCAGUUCCGGUUUUGAGGCCUUGCGCGCUGUGUGCGCGAUAGUUCUUCUUGCGCAGAGGCUCGACUCUUGUUGACAAAUGCACUAUAAUCAUCUUGGCACUCCAAGCACUUUAUAAAUAUCAAGGUGACACUGUCUGCCGAAAAUGCCGGCGGCCCGAAGUACUUUGUUGAAGUACCCGGUGGAGAGAAAGGGGCGGAGAGUCCGACACGAGGUAGAAGCACGAGCAGACGAAGGAGACGCUCCGCGCAAGCAAGGAAGCCUGCACGACGAAACAGCGCGCCCUCGAGCUCCAGCAGAAGUCUCUCGCGCGUUCGUGCGAGCGUCCCGAUCUCUUCGGACGAAGAUUAUUACGGGCGCCGUGUUCGGGGUGUCGAGUCACGAUCGGGGCGAAGAGGAGAAAAACGGCGGCGCAGGAGCAACGCAAGUAGACAGCGACGUAUUACAGUGAAAAAUGCUCCCGCCCCAGGACUUGGCAGGAUUCGUAUUGCAAACCUUUCCAAUAGAAACGCUCCCCGUCUUGCAUAUAAAUAUGUAUCAGCAACAUCACAGAUUUCCAUGCUGAAUAGCUCAAAUAUGUGUUGCAAAGAAGCCCAACAGCAGGCGGGUCUGUCAUGCAAAAGAUACCUUUUGCGCCAGAAAGACUCAUAUAGUCCUUUCAUGCAAGACAUAAAGCUUUCACUUGGAAUCGGAAAAUUCUCAUGAGAAGCUUCUGCUAAUCGGGAUGGGUGCAUUUUUCAUUGUAAUACGACGUCACUACAGUCGUUCAAGAGUCUCAUCAUCAUCGAGUUCGCCACAGCGACGUCGAACACCGCGAGCGAAAAAGAAGAAAAAGGAAAAACGCAGGCACCGGAAUCGGAAAAAAGAGAAAAAAGCGAGAGCCAUCAAUAAAAGUCGGGCGCGGUCGUCAUCGCCCGAAUCGGAUGGAAUCAAGUUUGGGCAGUGCGUGGGAGGUGGCGAAUACCGGCCCGGUCGCCCUGCAGCCGCAUCGAUUGAAGAUUUGGAAACGCCGCGAGCCUUCCCUUCGGCUACUUCCAACGCGACACCAUCAGAGGACAUCACGCCGUUGGGCGAAGACCAUGCUGCUGCGAAAAGUCUCCCGGCAGAACAGCAGCUUACCACCGAAGCAGAAAGUAUCUCCACCAAGGCCGAGUUUGACAAUGCGCGCAGCUGUGUAGACGAGUACCGCGAGAACUGUGGCGGCUUCACCGAUUUGCUUGAUGUGGCAGAGCGCGCAGCGCGCCGACUCGAGGGGCCGGCUUCGCGAAACGACGCACAGAUGCGGAUAUCUCGCACCUCGACCCUUAUGGCAGAUAUUCAAGGCAUUUCGGACCGUCUUCACGACCUUCAUCGCGAAAUGAGCACCGCGGUGGCGUUUUUGACAUGCGGGAAGGACACGGCAGAGGAAAGCUUCGAGCAGCUCAAAGCAGAUUUUUUGACGUUCGACCAGGAGUUCCAGGCGCAAGCGGUGCGAACGUCUCAGAUAAUCUCGGCUCUUGAUGAGGGGAUUAAGAAGCUGCGUGAGAUGUGAUUUGAUGAGAGAUGAAGCAACUCUGUCUGUGAAUGUUCUUGCAAUUUUCGCUGGCUCUUUUCUGGACGUUUCCAUGGGGCGAAGCGCGAAACGGAUUCGCGUGGUUUUUAUACAUACAAACAAUCAUUCCGCGUGGACGUCGACACAGCUUUGUUACAGGAUCAGUUCGAGCUCUCUUCGCAUCAAAGAUCAUGCAGCCUGCUACCUACGUGUAGCAUCUGGUGAGCAGAGCCGAGUGGGCCCGACGACUAUGUUUGAAAAAACAGAACUUCUG
Amoebophrya sp. A120 is the source of this 4542-nucleotide messenger RNA. Lineage: Eukaryota; Dinophyceae; Syndiniales; Amoebophryaceae. The record is from the annotation of a GenBank genome assembly.